CGCCCGUCAUGUGGGCCGGACUGCUCCUCCGGGCCGCCUGCGUCGCGCUCCUGCUACCAGGGACCCCGGCCCGCGGCUACACCGGGAGGAAGACGCCCGGGCACUUCGGGGCCGAGAGACGCCGGCUGGGCCCCCACGUCUGCCUCUCGGGGUUUGGGAGUGGCUGCUGCCCUGGUUGGGCACCCUCCAUGGGCAGCGGGCACUGUACCCUUCCCCUCUGCUCCUUUGGCUGCGGGAGUGGCAUCUGCAUCGCUCCCAAUGUCUGCUCCUGCCAGGAUGGAGAGCAAGGGGCCACCUGCCCAGAAGCCCACGGACCCUGCGGGGAGUAUGGCUGUGACCUUACCUGUAACCACGGUGGCUGUCAGGAGGUGGCCCGAGUGUGCCCCGUGGGCUUCUCGAUGACAGAGACAGCUGUUGGCAUCAGGUGUACUGAUAUCGAUGAGUGUUUAAGCGCCUCUUGUGAGGGCCACUGUGUGAACACGGAAGGCGGGUUCGUGUGCGAGUGUGGGCCGGGCAUGCAGCUGUCCGCUGACCGCCAUAGCUGUCAAGACACUGAUGAAUGCCUUGGGACCCCCUGCCAGCAGAGAUGUAAAAACAGCAUUGGCAGCUACAGGUGUUCCUGUAGGACUGGCUUCCAUCUCCAUGGCAACCGGCACUCCUGUGUAGAUGUAAACGAGUGUCGGAGGCCGCUGGAGAGGCGAGUCUGUCACCAUUCUUGCCAUAACACCGUGGGCAGCUUCCUGUGCACCUGCCGACCUGGCUUCAGGCUCCGAGCUGAUCGAGUGUCCUGUGAAGCCUUCCCCAAAGCCGUGCUGGCCCCAUCUGCCAUCCUGCAACCCCUGCAGCAUCCCCCUAAGAUGCUACUGCUGCUUCCAGAGGCAGGCCGGCCCGCCCUCUCGCCAGGACACAGCCCUCCUUCCGGGGCUCCAGGGCCCCCUCCUGGAGUCAGGACCACGCGGCUGCCGUUUCCCACCCCCGUGCUGCCCACGGCCUCCCCUUCUGCCCUGUCGCAGCUGCUCUCCACCGCAGUGGCCACCCCUGUGCCUAGUGCCUCUCUGUUGGGGACCCUCGGACCUCCCUCACGACUCCAAGAGAAGGCGAUGGUGACCCCUUCCUUGCCCAGGGGCCCCGAGGCCACGCAGCUGGCACCAGGGCCCUCUGCCUGUUGGCACCUUGGAGCCAUGUAUGAGUCAGGGAGCCGCUGGACAGAGCCUGACUGUUCCCAGUGCUCAUGCGAGGACGGGGAGGUGACCUGUGCAAAGGUGACGUGUGAAGCUGUUUGUUCCCACCCGCUUCCCUCCGGAGAUGGGGGAUGCUGCCCAUCGUGCGCAGGCUGUUUUCACAGUGGCGUCGUCCGGGCCGAAGGGGACGUGUUUUCACCUCCCAACCAGAACUGUACCAUCUGUGUCUGCCUGGCCGGAAAUGUAUCCUGCAUCUCCCCAGAGUGUCCUCCCGGCCCCUGUCAGACCUCCCUGAAGUCCGAUUGCUGUACGUGUGUGCCAGUGAGAUGCUAUUUCCACGGCCGCUGGUACGCGGAUGGGGCUGUGUUCAGUGGGGGUGGUGACGAGUGUACCACGUGUGUCUGCCAGAAUGGGGAGGUGGAAUGUUCCUUCACGCCGUGUCCAGAGCUGGGUUGCCCUCGCGAGGAGUGGUGGCUGGGCCCUGGGCAGUGCUGCUUCACCUGCAGGGAACCCACACCCAUGACAGGCUGCUCUCUCGACGACAAUGGGGUUGAGUUUCCGAUUGGACAGAUCUGGUCGCCCGGUGACCCCUGUGAGUUAUGCAUCUGCCAGGCAGAUGGCUCAGUGAGCUGCAAGAGGACAGACUGUGUGGACUCCUGCCCUCACCCGAUUCGGAUCCCUGGACAGUGCUGCCCGGACUGCUCGGCAGGCUGCACCUACACAGGCAGAAUCUUCUACAACAACCAGACCUUCCCAUCCGUGCUGGACCCGUGCCUGAGCUGCAUCUGCCUGCUAGGCUCGGUGGCCUGCUCGCCCGUGGACUGUCCCAUCACCUGCACCUACCCUUUCCACCCUGACGGGGAGUGCUGCCCAGUGUGCCGAGACUGCAACUACGAGGGCAGGAAGGUGGCGAACGGCCAGGUGUUCACCUUGGACGAUGAGCCCUGUACCCAGUGCAUAUGCCAGCUGGGAGAGGUGAGCUGUGAGAAGAUGCCCUGCCAGCAGGCCUGUGCAGACUCCUCCCUGCCUCCCAGAGACUGCUGCUCCUCCUGCCCAGAUUCCCUGGAAGAGAGCCGGGGACUCUCCCCUGGUGGAGUCGCAGAGCUCAGCAAAGCGUCCCGGAGCCCCCGUGGAGACCCCAAAGCCCCGGUCAACUGCAGCUCCUGCCCGGGGCCCCCAGCCACGUCGUCUCAGAGGCCAGCGCCCCAGCUCCUCCAGCUCCUCCUAAGAACGAACCUGUCUAAUAUGCAGACUUUACCCUCGGGAGCCCAGGCCUCACCCUUACCCCGUCUGCGACUGGAGGGCACCUUCCCAGGGGAGCCCGGGGCCUCCCAGCCCCCUCGGCUCUCACCAGGGCCUUCGAUCCUCCCAGGAGCCUCUUCUCUACCUCCAGCCUCUCCCGGGGCUCCCGGGCCACCUCCUCUUACACCAGAGCCCUCGUCCUCAGCCUCCAGGGCCCACACAGCCUCCAGACGGCCCACCACAGUCCUACCUGGGGCUUCGGCCCUUUCCACGACAGACCCCAGCCCCUCCGAGACCCCCGUCACCCUCCUCAGGCCUCGCAGACUGUCUGCAGCCCUUGCAGCCAUGGGCAGUCCCGGCCCCCAGCCACCUACCACGGGGACCUCGCGGGAAGAGGAGCCCACAGGGUGACCAGGUCUUCACCUCAGGGUCAUGCCCAGGAGACGCCGGACAGAAGACUCUGCCAGUGGCCCUGGGAG
This is a messenger RNA of Phacochoerus africanus (Common warthog), 2902 nucleotides long. RefSeq names its product von Willebrand factor C and EGF domains (gene VWCE). Gene Ontology annotation, molecular function: protein binding; calcium ion binding. Gene Ontology annotation, biological process: cellular response to virus. The record is from RefSeq and is a predicted model, not a curated record. NCBI's taxonomy places the organism in Eukaryota, Metazoa, Chordata, Mammalia, Artiodactyla, Suidae. Bases 9 to 2834 code for a protein of 941 amino acids. Gene Ontology annotation, cellular component: cytoplasm. The transcript is spliced from 20 exons.